Seminavis robusta is the source of this 3411-nucleotide messenger RNA. Lineage: Eukaryota; Bacillariophyta; Bacillariophyceae; Naviculales; Naviculaceae. The record is from the annotation of a GenBank genome assembly.
AUGGACAUGAGUCGAAGUUCCACCAGCAACCAAACCACUGGAUCGACUUCGAUACAAUCUUCAAAACUAUUGAUACAGCAAGAAUCCAGGAGACUGCGCUUGAGAGCAUUGGAUAUACGUUCAAGAAGUACUACUGGUAGCCAGGAACAGCAGGAUGAUGAUCAUGAUAAUGAUGAUCAUCAUCAUGAUAACCACCAAACACAUGGUGCAGAGGGGGACGAUUAUUCCGCUUCGUCCAGGCACAGCCUCCACGAAAAUGACGACGAAAAUGACGACGACGAUAUACCGGUAUUGUCACGACCCGGGGCAUUCUCCGUGCAAGGAGACGAAGCCACGCGUCGCGAUCGAUUCGCCGCUGAAUUGGCACAGAAAUCAGCCGUCUUGACACAACACGAAGUGUCGUUACCGCCACCACCACCGCCCGCAUCUGCCUCGAAUACAUCUCCACGACCCGACACCCGCAAUCUACGAAGACACAUGACGAGAAAAUUGUCACAAGAAGAAAUCGUUUCCAUUGCCCAGGCCGUACUCGUGCCGGAUCAGGACCAACUUUUUGCCACGGAUUUUCAUAAUAAUGCCGGUGGCAGUGAGCAGUUGUUGGCAUGGACGCAACGAGAAUUGGACUUGCAAGAACGAGAGGCACAGCUGGAACAGCGGGAGGCGCGAGUUGCGCAACAGGAAGCUACAUUGGCAGAACGAGCCGCGAAACUUCAAGCGUGGGAAGAAGAUUUGCAACGACAAGAAGAAAUGUUAUCAGGACACAUUCGACAAGCACAUCCACUCGCUGUGAUUGUGGCGCAAAUCGAUCAUGACCAAGACGACAAUAAUCUCAAACCUCCCCCUCUCAAACCUGCAAAGUCAUUCGAUGGAACCUUCAAAGCUCCGUCACUCAACAUUACCAAAUCCUUGGGAAGCAUGUUCCAGAAGUCACAAAGACAGCUUGGUGGAGUUCUCGGGAAACAACUUUCACAGAAACGUAUUCCUCUGGAACGACAAAACUCGCAAAAGAGAAAUACACUAGAGCGACAGAAUUCUCAGAAGAGAAAUACACUAGAGCGACAAAACUCGCAAAAGAGAGAUACGCUAGAGCGACAAAAUUCUCAAAAGAGAAAUACACUAGAGCGACAAAACUCUCAAAAGAGAAAUACUCUAGAGCGACAAAGUUCACAGAAACGAUCGAUGCAGCGACAACCUUCACUCAAAGAGUUCUUUGAACGGCAAGACUCGAAACGAUCACUGGGACGGCAAAACUCAAAAAAGUCCUUGGGACGACAAAACUCGCAAAAAUCAAUGGGCCGACAAGACUCACAGAAACAACCACCAUCGACACGAAAAGCACCACCUCCCCAAAUGUUGGGACGACAGCUCUCCCAAAAGGUCGUAACUGUUUCGAGAGAUAAUGAUAAGAGUCUUGCCGACGUUCGAACACAGCUACGGCGACAGCAUUCACUGAAGCAGUUUGGGUCCGCAGAAAAGAGUGAUUUCAAUUGGAAAAAGGCUGGAAAGUCGCUACGAAAACUACGGCACUCGUUCGAGAAAGAUUCCUCCAAUCAUUCCUAUGGCACUAAACGCAGCGACGGGAGCCUUCUCGACGAGGGGAGCGACUGUGAUCUGUCCGAAGAAAUGUCCGUUCAUACCGCCCCAAUGAAAUUGAAGUCGCCUCCGCCUGGCAUAAUAGCAGAUGUUGCUCUGUCUCCGCAUCAACCGGCCAAGAAACCUCCUCCUGUUCUCAUGGUGGAUCAUUCUACAUCCCUUAACAGCAAUGACACUCGUAGUUCCGAUGGGCUGCCGUCACGAUUAAUGCCAGACGAUGUGGAUGACGCUCAAUCAGUGUUGACCACUUCCGUGGCUACUGUCAGCACGCACGCCCUAGAUGCCUCGGCGGUAUUGUCGCCUGAAUAUGGUAGACAACAAGAACGACGACAAUCUGCAGGAGACAACAACAGCACAGGCGGUCGGCCAAGACGGAAUUCUUACAAUCUGUCAAACAUGAGAGCUGCAUCGCUAGCGUCUUUGGUAAUUCCUACCCUUCCGCGGCAGCAGCCAGCAGGCGGUGGUACGAUGGGAGAGGGACCCAUGCGAUUCGCACCGUCUCCGCACGAACCAUCCCUUGAAGCAGAGUUGUCAAUGCUAGACGAAAAGGAUAAGCAAGCCUACCGCGCCUUGAAGCAAAAGUGGAACUCGAGACAGGCAAAGCAAUCAUCGAAGAAGGCAUUUGAACUGCCUAUCUCGUGGCAUUUUCGCUUCUUGUACUAUACUGCCCGAAAUAGUAAUUCGAGACGGGAUGACAACUUUUCAGAGGAUCGUGCGUGGGCGGCGGAGAGAAAGUUGAAGAAGCGAUUUGUCAUGUUGAGCAUCCUUCAGGUACGGACACAGCUACAGACCAAGACUCUUUUCCCCGUGCCCGGGCUCUACAGUAAGGACAAACACGCAAUGUUUUACAUGCGGCCCUCGCGUUACUUUCCGAAUAAAACGUCCGCGAGAGCAAUCAUUGAUAACUUGAUCUACGUUAUCAAUACAAUGACCAACAACAGUUUCCAUGCUCAAAAGGAAGGCAUCGGGUUCAUUGCGUGUAUGGAUAAGUGGAAGAUGAAGAACUUUGACGUGAAUUACUGCUACCAGUUUAUGAUGGCAUUGCAGGGGUUUAUGGUUCCAGUCAAGACUCAGCUAUUCUUGAUUGUGAAUCCACCCAGCUGGUUUGGUGGCAUUUGGACAAUCAUGAGGCCAAUGCUGGCGCCUUCCUUUCGGAAGCGUGUGAAAAUAGUGCCAGAGUCAAAGAUUCACAAGUACCUGGCUCCUGGCUUCGAACAAUUCCUGCCUGACGACAUGAAGAGUGGCCGAGCCAACACGGAUGCAAUGGUGGAAGAUUUCAUUGCAUAUCGCGUGUGUGUUGAGAGGCAUCUGCUCAGACGAUUGAAGCAGAUGAAGAACAACAAGGGCGAAGGUGAAUCUACUACGGACACGAUGUCGAUGUCAAUGUCGCAUAGAGACAUGAUGUCAAUUUCCCAUUCUGCCUAUCGCCAACGCAACCGUGAUCCACAGGAUCACUCUCGUGUCCGAUCGUCAGACAACAUCCGUGAAAGUCCCAUUAUGGAAGAUUUUGACGAGUUCGACGACGAUGAAGGUCUUAGUACGUUGUUUGACGAUGAUCGAGAAGACGAUGACGACGAUUUGAUGAGCAUGAGUCGAAGCUCUGGUAGUGGCAAGCUUUCGUUCUGCAGCCGAGAUCGAAUCAACUUUGAUGAUGACGACGAUGAUGACGACGCCUCGAUCCACUGUGACAUUGAAGAUGACGAGAUGCUGGCUGAAGAAGACAUGAAGCAGCCACCAAAACGGUCACCAAGUGGUGGUUCGUUGGCUCUUUCAGAAAUCUCUGUCUCAGUUUCUUCUGCUGCGAGUAGUUCUGGUUGA